AUGGCUUGUCUUCAAUCACAUUUCACAGUUCCUGAAGAGUCCACGGCGCCUGGACUUCUCUUCCAGUGGCGAGAUGAGCAUGGCAAUCUGCAGCCACUUGGCUCCGGGUACGACAUUCUGCCCGUAAAGAUCUCUGAGUAUCUCGCCUCCCGGCAGGACUGGGCCGGCAGUUCUUCACCAACAGUUGAGGGACUUUUGGCCAGAAACUCGCUUUCAAUGCACUGCAGGCCCUGCGUCGACGAGUUUCGCCGCACCGUCAGCAUCCCCGCCGAAGAGAUGGUUGAGAUCCGUGAUGCCGGGAUCAUGGGAAUGGGUGCCUUUGCCAAGGUCGCCAUCCCAAAAGGCACACCGCUGGGUGAGUAUCUUGGUGAGUUGCUUCCCGCGAACCUCAGCCUCAAGGACGAUCUCUUUAGCUUCAGCAUUUCCGACCGGGUUCAGUGCACAGCGAUGCAGUUUGGUAACUGGGCGCGAUUCAUGAAUCAUCACUGCACGCCAAACGUGUCUACCCGAGCUACAAUGUACGGCCGUCGUUAUAACGUAGUCUUGUUCCGUGCCGGUCGUGAUAUUGCGGCAGAUGAGCAUAUUUGGGCUAGGCCGCAGCAGCGGCGGCCGCCACCACCACCGCAGUGGAACGAGGAAGAGAAGGAGUCAGAGAAGCAAGAGGACGGUGAAAAAGAGGCGGAGGAGGAGGAAGAGGGGGCGGAGGAGGUGUUGCAGUACCCGGUUCACUUUUCCCAGUGGACGCAGAGCGAGACACAGCAACAGCAAGGACGUGACAAAAUGCCUGCGGCCGAGGGGCAGGCGGUCGAAUCUUCAAAGUCGACCCCAAAGACCUCUCCUGAGACCUCCCUCAGGACCUCCCGCAAAUCCUCUUCCAAGAUGAACAAGUCCCCCUCCAACUUACAGGCAAUUAAAAGGAAGGAGGUUUUCCCUCCCAGGCACCAUAUGGUGCUACGAUCGCACAAGGUGAGCGGCGUCAGGAAGCAGUACCAUAAGUACUACAACAGCCGCCUGUCUUAUUCCGAAAAGCUCUGUCUCUGUUGUCGUUUUGAGGGCAGUCUCGAGAACUGA
Messenger RNA from Cryphonectria parasitica EP155, 1071 nucleotides. It is a transcript of the gene SET-5, whose product is annotated as zinc-finger protein. Gene Ontology annotation, molecular function: protein binding. The coding region runs from base 1 to 1071 and encodes 356 amino acids. The record is from RefSeq and is a predicted model, not a curated record. The transcript is spliced from 7 exons. NCBI's taxonomy places the organism in Eukaryota, Fungi, Ascomycota, Sordariomycetes, Diaporthales, Cryphonectriaceae.